Pocillopora damicornis (cauliflower coral) is the source of this 1047-nucleotide messenger RNA. RefSeq names its product astacin-like metalloprotease toxin 1. NCBI's taxonomy places the organism in Eukaryota, Metazoa, Cnidaria, Anthozoa, Scleractinia, Pocilloporidae. Gene Ontology annotation, biological process: proteolysis. Gene Ontology annotation, molecular function: metalloendopeptidase activity; zinc ion binding. The record is from RefSeq and is a predicted model, not a curated record.
AAGCGAUAUUUGCUUCCAAAAGUCGCUUCACGUUCGAUUGUUAGGAUGAGGAAGAACUUUCUUGUUCUUCUGCUCUGUCUGUCUUUUGUUCGCUGUGAAUCGCGCAGAGUAACGGAUUAUGGGGAUUACUUAGUACAAGAUUACGUUGAUAUUGAUGCUAGCAUCCCGAGGGCAGAGGAGAAUUUAGGUCUGUUUGAAGGCGAUAUCGUCAUCGAUGAGGAUACCGAAAGAUAUCUGACAGGUGGAGGGAUCAUGUCACGUGAUGCUGUGGUCUCUCCUAUAUUAUACUGGCCAAAAGGGGUGAUCUACUACAUGUUUGACGAAAAAUUAGAGCCUCUCAAGAUCGAUAUCAUCAAGCGAGGUAUCCAUCAUCUAAAGGAAAGGACAUGCAUAAAAUUUGUUCAUAUUCCAAAAAAUAACACGCGUCAUAAAAGCUAUGUCAGAUUCUUCAGUGGAAACGGAUGUUAUUCCCGAGUCGGCAGAGAUCCCACUGACGUCGAACAAACGAUUUCUAUCGGUGAUGGAUGCGAGAGGAUUGGAACAGUGGUGCACGAGAUCAUGCAUGCUUUGGGUUUCUUCCAUGAGCACACUAGGCCUGACAGGGACAAGUACAUCAAAAUUGAUUGGACUAAUAUCGAGGAAGAGCAUUCUCGAAACUUCCAAAAAUACCCACGAGAUCUGGGAUCUAGCUUUGGCAAACCAUAUGACUACGACAGUGUGAUGCAUUACAGUAGGUUUGCGUUCUCCAAGGACUUGGAUGUCCCAACCAUUAUACCUGCAGAUGGAGAGGCUUCAAUUGGUCAGCGACUGGGCCUGAGUUAUUAUGACAGAGAAGAAAUCAACACGUUGUAUAGAUGCCAUGAGGACUGUGUUGACAAGAUGAGCCCUUACAGGUGCAUAGGUCGUAGCAUACUGGGUAGCUGUGAGAGUCCUAGAUUCCAAGAAAUGAUGAUUGAAUCUUGUCCCAAAACCUGCAAAUUUUGCGGAAAGAGAGAUUCUACGAUCAAAGUUUCAAAAAAGGCGCACCAGAAAUAAAGAAGACGUCUU